AAAAAUCUAUCAAAUACUAAUGUAAGAUUAAAAAGUCCCAACGAUUUACUCAAAAUAAAUAUUUCAACGUUUCAAUAUUAAUGAAUCGUUUUAGAAGUUGAGCUUUUCCAUGAAAUAUCGAAAUUGUACGCGUAGUAUAAGCUAGAAUCGGACAUGUUAGUCUCGUUGCGUUUCAUUAAGGAAAUACGAAGAACCGUAUUAAAAAGAAAUUUCAUCUAUCUCUGUUUAAAAAAAAACUGUAAAUACGAGAGGAAUGCACAGCUAGCGACACGUUGCAUCGUGGUAGCAAACCAUCGAACGACGUCAAUCGGUUAGACAGUCGCGUACCGUGGCUGUUCUUGAUAAGGGUGGUCGGUAAAAUCGUGGUAGGCACCCUACGAAGAAAAAUUCGACAAAAUGCAUAGCAGAGUGCGGUGAAAUUUUUCCAAGGACAAUGCCAGACAUAGAACGCUAGAAAGGGACAGAACUAUAUAGGUAAUUGGAGAAAGAGGAAUAGAAAGAGAGGUGAGAAAGGUGGGCUGUCCCGAGGCUGGUGGCCAUGAGACGGUAGUAGAUUAGGUAGACGAGGUGGUUCCUGGCUGGGAUAUCAGGGAUCAGAGGCGUGAUAGGCGGACGUAUAACAGAAGAUCUAUAGGUCUGACCAACGGCGUAGCGGCGAGCAGCGCGGGACAACCCCGAGCAAGAGUGGAACCGCGCGGAAAGCGAUCCAAUGGAAUCGCAUGGGCGCGUUGAUUGGCGGGGUUCCUCCAAUGACGGGAUGGUUAGGGUGCCGGGUUUGGCUCGGAGGUCGGUUAGAUAGCCCCGCAAACCCCUCUAGAGGAAGGCGAGUGGGAGCCCUUCUCUCACACGCAAAAGGGGACAUCUCAUCACGACUCUUGGUAGCAGGCACUUCUCCGUAGUGGGCACUCCACUCAUCGUGUCGUCGUACGGGUUCUCCGCGAGAGGCUGUGGGGCCCGAGCCCGGACGAACGAACGAACGAACGAACGAACGAACGAACAAACGAACGAACGAACGAACGAACGAACGAACGAACGAGUGAACGAAGGAACGAAGGAAGGAAGGAAGGAACGAACGAACGAACGAACGAAUGAAAGAACGAACGAACGAACGAACGAACGAACGAAGGAAGGAAGGAAGGAAGGAAGGAAGGAACGAACGAACGAACGAGCGAACGAGCGAGCGAGCGAGCGCGACCGGCCGAGCCGCUGCGCUGGUCGAGUGGGUCUAAGCGGCCGUGAGGACCUCUCCAGGAGUACCCGACAGUCCUCUUCAUUCAUUCAUCCAUCCAUCCAUCCAUCCAUCUAUCCAUCCAUCUAUCCAGCCAGCGAGCCAGCCAAGCCAGCCAGCCAGCCAGCCAGCCAGCUAGCGAGCCAGCCAGCAAGCCAUCCAUCCAUAGACGCUCUCUCCUCUCCUACGGAGAGAGAGUGUAUCCUCGACGAAGGUGGAGGCGAACUGUAGAGUGGUACAUCUACCAUCGUCUCUCUAUCGGCAGAGUCCAAGGACUCGAAGACCCCCCGGGUGAUUUCAGUCGGCCGCCGGCCGGCUCUGGCCGGCCACUCUCCUCCUCGACCACGUGUGUGUCAUUCUUCCGUUCUCGCCUUUCGUUCCGUAUCGUUUCGCAUCGCAUCGCAUCGCAUCGCGUCGCGUCGUGUCACGUCGUGCCGUGCCGUGGCUUCAUCGCUCGUGUCCUCGCUCUACGAAUCGUGUUGUGCCUUUAGGAUCUUCUUCGUCCUGCGAAAGACGUCCGAUCAGUCGUGUGCGAGCGCGAAAAGAAGCGGACGGUCGGUCGUUGGUGACCUUGGCAAACCUCUGAUCGUUGGUCGACGUUGGUUCGUCAUCGACGAUCGGUGCUACGCAGCGGUGGAUCCACAACUUGCGUAGUUGCACGGCGUGUUUGACCUCGUUCCACUUUCCGGAUAUCAUCCGACCUGGUGAAUGCAACACGAACGGAGGAAUGCGGCGAAUGACGCGGUGUCGCCGCUGGACGCGUCCAGCUGCAGCCAGCCUUCCUUGCGUCGAUAUAAUGGACGCGUUCCGCGUAUUACCGCACCGAGUCGGUUGAUCUAUCGAUGAGAACCAAAUUCUGAAUAUACGUCGUUCGGUCACCUGGACGAUGUGUCGAUCCAACGUCUUGCAGCGAUCGUGCCAAGGAUCGUUAAACAGUGUGCGAUUAUUUAUCGUCGCCCGAUGAAUGGAACCAAGUGCGGCCGUGAAUCGUUCAAAACUGUGCCAAGAGUGACGCGGUUCUUCCCUCCUUGUUUAAAUAGACGAUAUCUCCACUGAACAUCUGAAAAGAUAUAUCUUCGAUUUUAUCGUUCGACGAAACCAACGAGAAGAAAAAUAGAAUUUUGUAAGAAAAGUGGUAGAGCGUGCGAAAACAAGAAGAACGGGGAAUCGGUGAUAUCUGUAAAAAUCAUAGCGGUGGAAAAGAAGAGGCCGAGCGACGCGAAUUAAUCGCUGCGAAGCAUCGGCGAUUGGAAUUGCCCGUUGAACGCGUGCUCGGCGGUUGAAGUCAUGUCGGUAUCCAGCGGCUAGCGCCGGCCUCAGGAUUCCGCGAAGCGCGAGCUUCAAGUACCUCGAGGGCGCGGGCCUCGUCGAGAUGAGCGGUGGCAGCGGCGGGAACAGCGCCGGCAACCAGGGGAACGGCAAUGCCACCAGCUAUCACCAGCAUCAGCAACAACAACAGCAACAACAACAACAACAGCAACAGCAGCAGCAGCAACAGCAACAAACUCAGCUGGAGCAAGCUAGCUUGCUGACAGAUCUGAACGGUAUCGACCUGGCGAUGAGCCUGUCGCCCAAACAGCAUUCGUCACACGUACAAGCCGCUGGUGGCGCUCAUACCACUCCAUUCAGCGUCACUGACAUUCUCUCACCUAUCGAUAACGAGUCGUUCAGGAAGCUGGAGCAGGUGAUCGGCGUCGGCGUGGUCACGCAUUCUCAGGUAUCGCCUUACGGAAACGCGUGCGGCGCCCGUGUCGGCGGCAAUACCGGUAGCUCGAGCGCGAGCAGCGGCAGUCCACCGCUUCACGGAGGCUCGACGCCCGGUGGCGGCACACCCGGACCGGUUUCCGGUCCGAACGACGCCGCCGGAGGAGGCAGCGGCGCUGCCGGUGCCGGGUCAGGCAUGACCGCCAUGGGCAAUCCUUACGCGACCAUGCAACUCACCUCGCAGUAUCAGUACUGCGCCGCGGAAUUAUCGUAUCAUCAUGCGGGGCCAGCGGUCGCCGGAGGCGCGACCGCCACCGACCCCAUGAGAUCCCAUCAUCCGUGGUACGCGCCUACACCGUCGGCCACCAACGAUCCCCGCUUUGCCAUCUCGCGGCUGAUGGGUGCCGCGGCGGCGGGCGCCGGGACCAACAUGGCCGGCUGCCCUGUGGGCCAGUCAAUGGGCGACGUGACCAAGUCGUCAGGUAUGGGAGUGGGCGUCGGCGUCGGCGUCGGUGUCGGCAUGGGCGUCGGCGCCAUGCAAUUCCCCCACCUUCCCCAAAGACGAAAGCGUCGCGUUCUGUUCACUCAGCAGCAGGUUCACGAGCUCGAGAGGCGGUUCAAGCAGCAGAAAUACCUGAGCGCGCCCGAACGGGAACACCUAGCCGCCCUAAUUCACCUUACGCCCACUCAGAGCGCUAGUUCGCCGCGACGAGUGGCUGUGCCGGUGCUCGUGAAGGACGGGAAGCCAUGCGGAAGCGGCGGCGGAGGCGGAAACGAGGGCAGCCGCGGUGGACCAAGCGCGGCCUUGGCGAGUCCAGCCCCUCACAUGACCGCGGCGUCGAGCCCUCACGGUUCUCAUCACGCGGCCUCCUCGGUGCCUCAUCACUCGGUGGUCGGUGUGAACCACGUGAUAACGUCCAGCCAGAGUCUUCAGCAUUGCUCUUACCCGAGAACUGGUACCCAGCAGAGCAUGCAGCAGCAACAGCAACCGCAAUGCGGUGCGUACCUGCCAUUCCAAGGACGGGCUUGGUAGUACAUGCCAUCCGCGGCGGGGGCUAAUCCCUCCGUCGCAGGUCCAGCUGCCUGGUAUCCUAUGGAAGACAGCCCCUAGAAGGAGUCCUGUGUCGCGUACUCCGAUCUGUGUGAGUCAUUUCUAGAACAGCUUACCUGGCCUGGAUCAUUGGAAUUGAACGACGAGAUUGAUCUAGGGGAGACUGUCUUUCUUUGGUGACGAAUACUCAUCGCAGACACUGGAAAAAGACUCGGUGAAAUUGCUUUAUCGAGACGAUACGUCUGCUUGUUAGGAGACGCAGACACGUUUAGUAAUUUGUCCAACAGACAAAGAUGGACUGAUUGUUCGAGAGAUAUGUAAGACGAGAAAAUUCUGCGUGAACCGCAGGACAGUUAUAAUUGGAGUCAGUGAUCAACGUGAAUGUCCCUCUCUUGUAUAGGGUCUGAAAUGUGCGAAUCGCUUAAGUAUCGGUUCCACGUCUGGAUCAAUGGAGGCUUUGAAAAGGUAGGAUCUCGAUGGAUCUGAAAAAUUUGGUAAUACGAAUAAGUUUCUUAGAUACAAAGUACUUAUAUCAGUUUUCUCAUUCGUUUUGACAAUUAUUAUAGAGAUAACAGUUCUGUUUCCUGUUCAGUUCGAAGAUCUGUCUUACGGAAACAGUCCUUCCACAUUUGAAGAACAUCCAAAUUUCGUGGCAUACUCAAUUUAAUUCUAUGUUGCAAAAGAAAUUUGAUAUCUACAAGAACAGAAACGAGUGUGAAACUUGCAAGAACCUUACUUGUUUAUCGUAAAAUAAAAUCUUGACAACGAGUUCCGCUGGAAAACGUGUUAGACUACUUACUAUUCCAUUAUCUACUUGCCCUCAGAGGCUAACCACGUAUAAGACAAAGACUAGGAGUAAUCAGAAUGAUAAUUCGAUGUUGAGGAUGUCAGUACUAAUCUGAAUUUAACUUCCACCUCUUUUGCAGCGAUAAAAUCCCUGCAAAUAAAUAAAAAUCUUAUUCUGCAUUCAUUAAUUCAUAUAAAAUAAUAGUUUUAACUAAAGAGAAUUUCUAUAUUAAACAUCAAUUGAAUUCCAAUUACACGAAGGCUAACAUCCUUAACAAAAUUAUUUUCUAAAUUAAGAAUACUGAGGGUUCCAGAGUCACUCGAAUGGUCGAAACAGAGUAAUUAAUUUUAAUACUAGAAAGUUUGUUAACAAAUUUGGUUUUAUAUACGACCAAAGAGGCAACGUCAGUGGAUGUGCAAACGAAAUGUCGAAGCAGAUUGCAGAAACGCGGAUAAUCUGGCCAGUACACUCGAAACGCGUCGAUUCCAAUUGCGAGAAACCGUACACCGGUUGUGUGCAUUGCGUGUGUCAUCGGAGACGCACUCUCGCAACACUGUUGCGUUGCAACAACACGUAUCUAUCAUCGAGGAAGAUUCGGAUUUCCGGUGGAUAGGAACUCCUCGAUGUGGACCAGUUACGAUCGGUUGAACGCUAACUUGAAAUUUUCAAUUAUUCCAGUUAUUUUAUUCUAAUGGACCAAAGAGAAAAUAGCUUUGUACAAAAAUAUAUCCAAAUUAAUUUGUGCAUCUUCUUGUAAACAAGAAAAUAUAAAGCACAUUAUGUGGCAAAUUUCUUUUUAUAUAAAGAUUUGAAAUGGAAGGAAUAGAAAUUUUCAGAAAAUUUAGACGCGAUUAUAAAUUAACCUCGAACAAUUAUAAUUUGCGGAAAGGAGCCAGUGAAUCAUCAGCGAAUCAUUAGGAAUCGGUGCCUGCUUAACGCGAUACUAAGAAUUUCUGAUAGGUGAAGUAUCUUCCACGACAAAUUAUAGAAUUGAGCCAUUCGAUUGACGCUGAUUCUAGGAUACAUUGGUUACCAAUAAAUCUGGAAACCUAAGAGCAAGGAAUCAUUUGGAAUACGCGACAAUGAGGUAAACCUGAAAACAACAAAUAGAAACAAAAUUUUAUAUGCAUUUGUACAGUUUAGUAGGAUUUCUUUUGUAUUUUAUCAAUUAUGUAUCUAUCUUGAAUUAUUUAUAAAUCUAUCGUGGUUUCUCUCAAAUAACUUGAUUCAAGUUCAAAGUUAAUGAUUCGAAUCAUGAUUCAAGUACAUCUUUAUACAGAUCAAUCACUUAUUGCACUUAAACGAAUCUAAAAUUUUCACAAACGUGAAAAUCCAAGUUACAGAAACUAAAAGUUUUACAGAUUUAUAAAUUUGUUGCCAUCAAGUUUCGAAUAUCCUAAAGAACCUGUCGAAAACCUUACUUCGUCAUACAUCCUAAUUACAGAACAAAGAACAAUUUAUCGCCAGAAAACGACGACAAAGAAUACUUAUUAUCUGAAUCUAAUAACAAGCCACAAACUCGUUCUCUUACAAUCCUUCACAUAAAUACAUCUACCCGCGAUUUCCUUUGAAAUGUGAACCACGAUUUCUUGGAUUCUAUGAGCGAAUGACUCAGUGGAACAGAAUCUAUUCGUGGUGAAAAGGAUGAGCGGUAAAAGAUCGACCAAUCGGCUGCCAGUCGGAGGUACAUCCGCGAAUCACGUAGUGAAAUAGUAUUCUUUCAAUUUUCACGAUUCCGAGCGGCAGAGUCGAAAAAGGCGGAGGUGAAAGAGCACGAGCAUGACUUACAUUAGAGUCGUAAGAGUCGAAACAGAUUAAUCGACCAAGCGCGUGGUUUGUUCAAUUGAACGACUCGGAUCCAACGUUUCCUUUCUUUCUCUUCGCAUGGAAACGAUGAAACCGUGUCGCGAGCGUGUUUCAGGCGGAUACGUCGAGCCGGAGACACGCGUGUACAUAGUUAGAGAUGUAUAUUAUGACGUAUUUCUCGCAUCCGGCGCGAAAUUGUAACGCGGUUUGCUUGUGCAAAAGAGAGAAUCGAUUUUCCACGGUCGACAACGACGAUGAAGACGAAAACAAAACGUGCCGAAUGUAAAAAGAAGAGCGAGAGAGAGAGAGAGAGAGAGCGCGCGAGAGAGAGAGAGAGAGAGAAAGAGAGAAAAAGGCGGCGUGCGCGCUGUGAUAAUGAGGUCACAGGUGUGAAUUCGAUGGUGUAAAUAUAAUGUGUGGUAUGCUGGUGUUUAGGCGCAUACGCGACGAAGACGACGCGAGAAAGAAUUAUAAAAAGAAGUGGUAGAAGUCGGCUCCAAAGUCGAAAAGCGGUGAGUUUCGACGACGACGCCGGUAAGGAACAUUCACGUUCUACUGUAAACGAUUUAGCAAACUCGAGCAUUAUCGACAUUAAUAUAACACACAUACACACACACACACACACACAAAGACGCGCAUACAUGUACACAUGGAUUACACGGUACAUACGUACAUACGUACAGAAAAGCGUAAAAGUAUAACGAUUGACGAAUAGCGAGUAGCGUGUGGCGGUGAAGAAAAUUAGAGAUUAUUACAAAGUUUUGUAAAUAACGACAGAGAUAUUAAUAAAACGAUACUUAUUCAAAGGAA
Bombus pyrosoma is the source of this 7386-nucleotide messenger RNA. Its product is annotated as homeobox protein Nkx-2.4. The record is from RefSeq and is a predicted model, not a curated record. Gene Ontology annotation, biological process: regulation of transcription by RNA polymerase II; cell differentiation. Lineage: Eukaryota; Metazoa; Arthropoda; Insecta; Hymenoptera; Apidae. The transcript has 3 exons. The coding region runs from base 2601 to 3965 and encodes 454 amino acids. Gene Ontology annotation, molecular function: RNA polymerase II cis-regulatory region sequence-specific DNA binding; DNA-binding transcription factor activity, RNA polymerase II-specific. Gene Ontology annotation, cellular component: nucleus.